AUGCCAUUCCCAGAAACCAUCCCAUCCCUCACACUUCAAGGUUACAAAGUGCGACGCGCGGUCCGCGAUGACGUAUCGGCCAUCGCUGGUCUCCUCCUCGAGGACCCCAUAUCUGCGGCCCGCGAGCCAGCCUCGGGCCAGCUGGAGAGGUACUAUGCGGCGUUCGCGGACGUCGACUCGGACCCACACCAGUUCCUCGCCGUUAUGAUAGCUUGUUCUUCCCCCUCCCCCUCGUCGGAGCAUGUGGUAGGCUGCGCCCAACUCACCCUCAUCCCAGGCCUGACGCGGGGCGGAGCCCUUCGCCUUCAGGUUGAGGGCCUGCAUGUCGCUACGUGCUUGCAAGGGCGUGGGCUUGGCAGCGCUCUCCUCGCGUGGAUCGACGACAUGGGACGCGCGUCUGGGGCACAGUUUGCCCAGCUCACCAGCGACAAGAAGCGUCCCGAGGCGCACAGGUUGUAUUCCCGGCUGGGAUGGGUCGCUAGCCAUGAGGGGUUCAAGAAACCGCUCUGA
Messenger RNA from Cutaneotrichosporon cavernicola, 510 nucleotides. RefSeq lists its product as uncharacterized. NCBI's taxonomy places the organism in Eukaryota, Fungi, Basidiomycota, Tremellomycetes, Trichosporonales, Trichosporonaceae. Gene Ontology annotation, molecular function: acyltransferase activity, transferring groups other than amino-acyl groups. The transcript has a single exon. Bases 1 to 510 code for a protein of 169 amino acids. The record is from RefSeq and is a predicted model, not a curated record.